This is a messenger RNA of Bubalus bubalis (water buffalo), 1094 nucleotides long. RefSeq names its product RING finger protein 11-like. Bases 233 to 664 code for a protein of 143 amino acids. The transcript has 2 exons. NCBI's taxonomy places the organism in Eukaryota, Metazoa, Chordata, Mammalia, Artiodactyla, Bovidae. The record is from RefSeq and is a predicted model, not a curated record.
AAGGAGAGCUCACCAUCUGAAAGGGGCUUAGUUUCUAGUGAGACACUCCGUGGUGCCCGUGACCCCAGCAGAGAACUGGCUUUGUCGUCUUCUCUAUAGAUUUGGAUCCUGAGACACCGGUAGGAGAAACUGAAGUAACUUGAGUCCUUCUUCUCCAGACCUGGGAACCAAGAGGUGUCCUGCAGAGCCGGCUCUCAGCAGCGGACAGGGACCUCACCCCCAGGCCUGAAAGAUGGGGAACUGCAUCGCCUCCAGCACCAGGGACGACCGCCAGGUCCCUCGGUUUCCGGCCCCCUUCCGCGAGCGGAGAGGCGGAGACGGCCCGGGGGCGGGGGGACCGCGGGGUCCGGAGCGGCGCGGGGCGGGGGCAGCCCCGCCGGGAGCGCCGCUGACCUUCGGUCGGAGGAUCCGCCUCAUUCAGAGCCCGCCUCGAGACGUGUACGGAAGGGAUGGGUGCGAAACGAAGACCACCGAGUGCGCGGUCUGUCUGAUGGACUUCGUGCCCGGGGACCCCAUCCGGUCUCUGCCCUGCAAGCAUGUCUAUCACCUGGACUGCAUCAACCAGUGGCUGACCCGGUCCUUCACCUGCCCGCUCUGCCGGGGGCCCGCGGACGCCGCGAAGCCUUUGUUCGAGGACGCUCUUGAGCCCAGACCCCUGGUGUGAUUGCAAGGGACCCAUCAUUUUUACUGAUUUCCAUGUUUUGUACUGUGCCCAGAUAGCCAGGGAUUAGGAAUUUAAAUCGUGCACAAAGGUUUAUUAAAAGUUCCUGGAAUGUGGCAGAUGUCCAGGAACCUUUUCUAAUGUUUUAGAAAGAUAGGGAGAAAUAGCGGGUGAACCUUGACCAAGUGCUGAGAGGGGUAACGACGUCUUAGCACUGUCCUCUUGCUAGAACUGUGCACCCUGUUUCAGCAGCUCUACGUGUUGUAUUGCAUCUGUUGAACGUCAGGGAAAGAUGGUGGUUACUCUUCCUAAAUGAAAUCAGAUUCUUCUCCCCCAUCCAACUUAAAAGUUGCUGGCGUUUAGGCCACAGUUUUAUGAAAAGUUACAAUUUAUACAACUGAACUAAAAUAAAAUCCAAGUAUGUAUGAGUGAA